This is a messenger RNA of Ostertagia ostertagi, 504 nucleotides long. Lineage: Eukaryota; Metazoa; Nematoda; Chromadorea; Rhabditida; Trichostrongylidae. The record is from the annotation of a GenBank genome assembly.
AUGGUCGCUCAUAACGGAGAAAUUAACACACUUCGUGGUAACAUCAACUUGAUGCGAGCACGUGAAGGAGUAAUGUCUAGCACGCUAUACGAAGAUGAUCUCUUGAAACUUUACCCUGUCGUUGAAGAGGGUUUAACUGACUCUGGAUGUUUCGAUAACGUAUGUGAGUUUCUUGUCAAAGCCGGACAGCGAUCGCUACCCGAAGCGGCAAUGACAAUGGUCCCAGAGGCAUGGGAAAAAGACGAGGUCGUUCUAAAACCCCUUGUUUUCGUCAAUUUUGCAACUUUCUUAAAUCAUGCUAUUAUGAGAGUCUGCACAGCACGCGCAUGUUACUUGUGCUUCCAGGAAAUGGACCAUGAGAGAAGGGCUUUCUAUCGUUGGGCUGCUAUGGCUAUGGAACCAUGGGAUGGACCUGCUCGUUACUAUCUUACAGCUGAUGAUCAUUUGUAUUUGUCAUCGGAGGUCGGUGUGAAUGAUCAUGAUGAAACGACGAUUGUGAAGAAG